Molecule: messenger RNA, 3275 nt
Organism: Dermatophagoides pteronyssinus (European house dust mite)
Lineage: Eukaryota; Metazoa; Arthropoda; Arachnida; Sarcoptiformes; Pyroglyphidae
Biological process (GO): regulation of transcription by RNA polymerase II
Cellular component (GO): nucleus
Molecular function (GO): DNA-binding transcription factor activity; RNA polymerase II cis-regulatory region sequence-specific DNA binding
Source: RefSeq, a predicted model, not a curated record
GUGAAAAUGGAAAUUUGUUUUUGAAUUUGUUUGUUUUGGUUUAGGUUUUCUUUCUCUCUCCACCGUGUUUUGUUGUUGAUUUGAUUUUGGUUUUGGUAACCAUCGAUUAUCAAUUAUCUCCAACAAUGUCGACGGCAAUAACAUCAUCAUCAUUACCGUUAGAUUCGACGAUGGCAUCAUCAACAUCAUCAACAUCGACAUAUCGUCAUGGUAAAUUUUCAGCAACAAUCGGUACAAUAGUUAGUGCACCAAUACGUGGUUAUUAUUAUCCUGGAAAAGUGAAAGCAAUCAAAAAACUAUUACCACCGAUAUCAUCACCAACAACAACAACAACAACAAAGCUGCCAAAAGAUUCAUCGGAAAAUGCCAAUAGCAAUAACAAUAACAAUGCCAACACUAAUAAUGCCAAUACCAAUGGUCAAUUGAUUUAUUCAAUACAAUUCGCUAAUCCAUUAGAUUCAUAUAAAUUUGAUUCCAUGGACGAAUCAAUUGCCAUUGGUAAUGAACAACAAUCAAAAUCAAAUAUCGAUAAUCAACAAUCGAUAUUAAAAGAUGAAAAUCUAAUAUUAGAUUAUACUGCUGAUCAAUUAAUUGGUCGUGGUUUUGAACCGAUAACACGUGCAUUAUUAAGUGAAAAUCAAAAAGUAUUUAUUACUUUUCGUAAUCGCGAAUAUCCGGCUUCGGUUUUAAAACAUAAUACCGAUACUGAUGAUGUUACAUUGGCCAUUGAUUUACCGCCAUCAUCAUCGUCGACAACAAUAUCAACCACAACUAACUCAUCGAACACACCCAUAUCAUCCAAUGAUUCACAACAACAGCGAGAAAUUUGUGUGGUAAGAUUGCAAGAAAUACGUUUGUUACCAUCAAGAAAAUCGGCUAGAAUCCAAGAACAUCCAGAUUAUAGUUUACUAGCAUCGAAUGGUCGACGAUCACCAUCAUCAAAUGAUAAUGGUGAUAUUCCAUCAACAACAACAAUGAAUAAUAAUGCAAACAAUAAAACUAAUAAACAACGACAACGUAAUCAAUCUGGUUCAAGUAUUUUAUUGACAAAUAACGGUGCUAGUGAUGAACCAAAUCUACCGCAUCAACAAUCGGCUUUUAUCGAUGUACCGCAAUCAACGAAUAAUCGUUUUGGUCAGCUACAUUCAAUAUCCGGAAGAAAAAGACGUCCAGCACAUCAACAACAACAAUCAUCAUCAUCGUCGAUCGAUACGAAAGCAAUAUCUCGAACAAUCAAUUCCAACAACGAUGGUUGUGGCUUAUCAUCGGCAUCAACCGAAGAUGUUGUUAUGGAUGAAUGUGCUGCUGCAUUAGUUUUGAUGAGCCUUUCGGCUUCACCACGUUCACCGACAUUGUUUACCAAUAAUAAUAAUAGUACCAUUUUCAAUGAACAAUUUCCCAAUGGAACAACGUCAGCUAAUACCCCGACCAAAUUAUUUAAAUGUACAUGGCGUGGAUGCAAACAUAGAACAUUUGUUCAACAUGAAAUUGAACAGCAUGUCCGUUUGGAACAUUUGCAAAAACAAAACGAUGAUGAAGAGAUGAUGAGCGGUGAUGAAGAAUUUUAUUAUACCGAAGUGGACAUUACAUUUGAUCCAAUCAUUAGUGCUGAUGCUAUUGUCGCAUUAGCUAAAGGAAAUGCUAACGGUUUUGGUGGUGGUGGUCAUCCAGCAUUUUCGAUAAAUCAUCAUCAUAAUAAUCACAAUUUAUCAUCAGGUCCUGAAUCACCGGUUUCUGUUUCCGAAUGCGGUGAUGGAGCAAGUAUCAGCAGCAGUAGUAGUGGUAUGAUGAUUAUGUCAAUAAAUGGUGAUAAUUCAAUGGAUUCAUCAUCCAAUCCACCAUCACCGACCGCAACAACAGCAACAAUGAACAUUGGCAAUGUUAUCAAUGCAAAUAAUCAUCAAUAUCAAUCCAAUAGAUUUUCAUCAAUAUCAUUUGUACCGGUUCAAAAUACUUAUCGCCAUCUAGAAGAUCAUGAGUAUAAUCGAAAACCAGAUCCGGCCGGUAUAUCCAUACUUGGUUCAACAACGAUACCGGCCACCAAUAUGACCACCACCACAACUAACAAUACUUCAACCACCGUUAUUAAUCGUCGUGGACGUAAAUCAAACAAUAAUACCACCGCCAAUAAUCAACAAACCACCGCAAUCGGAUUGAUUCAUCAACAUCAACAAUCAUCACAUCCGAUAAACAUUCCGAAUAAUAAUAAUAAUCAUAUGCAUCAGGAUCAUAUGAUCAAUUCAAUUAGUCAAUCAUCACCGCCAUUAUCAUCAUCAAUAUUUGGUCAUUCAUCAUCAUCAUUCGGUGGAUUCAAUUCCUUUGCUAGUUCAUUUAAUAGCAGUGGUUUUGGAUCAUAUACUGGCAGUAGUAAUAAUGGUAAUGGUUGUGGCAGCCAUAUCACAGCUUCCUCAUCAUUAUCCUCAAGUUUUAGUCCAAUAUCACCAACAUCUCGUUCACAUUCAGGCUCAUUUACAUCCCAAUCAUCAUCAUCAUCAUCGCAAUCAUCAACAUCAUCAUCAAUAACGGCUGGUAAUAAAUAUCUACGAAUAUCAUCAUUGAAUGGACGUAAUAUUCACCAUAAUGGUCAUCAUCAUUCUCAUCAUCCACAUAAUCAUCAUUCUCAUCAUAAUAAUCAUCAUCAUAAUGGUUCAACACCAUUAUCCCCACCAUCCACAUCAACAUCAUUGACCAAUCAUAAUAAUGUUAAUAAUAUUAAUGGACAACAUCAAAUUUCAUCCACAACUUUAAUACAGCAACAACAACAACAACAUCGUACAUCACCAACAAAACGCGUUCGUGGUGAAACACGUAAAUGUCGUAAAGUGUAUGGUAUGGAUAAAAAAGAUUCCUGGUGUACACAAUGUAAAUGGAAAAAAGCUUGUUCAAGAUUUACCGAUUGAAACAGCAAAUGCUCACAUUGAAAAGAUAAAUCUUCCAUUCUUUAAAAAACAAACGAUUUUUUCUAUUGAAAUUCGGAAAAAAAUUCGUCCAUAUAUUUUUUGCCUCAUAAUUCUCGUUUUUUUCUGGUGAUGAUGAUCAGUGUGAAUAAUAAUGUAAAAUUCUUCCAGAAUAUCUCUUCUUCUUCUCAUCUCACCGAAUACUACGAAUUAUUAAUUUUUGUUAUUUCCAUAUAAUCAGAUCGACACAAGCCAAAUCACACACACACACAGAGAGAGAAUCAUCAUAAUAAAUAUACCUCAUGUUAGGAUAGUUUUUUUUUCGUUCAUUUAACCAGUUUCUGUUUGUUCUUCAUUAAUUAAUCAGCAAAAUAUAUU